AUGGCAUCAAAGGUGCGUGAUUUUACUAAACAAUUCAACGCUAUUGAGUGUGUGAGAGGUGGGCCGGUAGCUCACCCACAAGACACCUGCCAUUCACGUGUGGGUCAUCGUUUUGACACACCCUUGAGAGUUGAGAAAGAACGGAUGAGUUUGCUUUGUACAACUUGUAAGAAGAGUUCGUAG
Molecule: messenger RNA, 183 nt
Organism: Dovyalis caffra
Lineage: Eukaryota; Viridiplantae; Streptophyta; Magnoliopsida; Malpighiales; Salicaceae
Source: the annotation of a GenBank genome assembly